CUAAUCAUUAGACACACCACCCAAUCCAACGCCAUGUCCACCCUCAACAUGAACCCCGAAUACUCCGAAGAGUACGAAGACAGGCCCCUUCCUCUAAAGCUAUACGGCGAAUGGGACGACGAAGACGACUUGAUAAUCAAACACAAGCUCGAAUCUCUCGUCAACGGCGACAUCACACCCUACUAAGCAGCCAUCGACCUCGACACCAUCGUCACCAACGACACGAAUCGAAGGCACGAGGAGUUACUCAAACGGCCAGACCCACGAAAUAUCACCCCAGAGGAAGAAGCCCAAGGCGCCGAUAUGUAUUGCAUCAUGCCACGACCGCGCCGAUGGAUCGAGCCGCUCUUCCACGCAGUUGCUCGUCUUUGUUCAUCCUUUCUCCCUUACCACCCGGCCCAAACCCGACUCAUCGACUUCCUGAAAGAACUGAAAGUCAUCCCACGACACGAUCUUUACUCUGGGGUUCCCCCCGAAGAUCCCAAUGAACCGUACCGGACGGUAACAUUAUGGCCAAUUGAAGGAAACUGGGAAGCAGUAGCUGAGACUUUUGACUAUUGGCAUGUUUAUGUCCUCGCCCCCUACCGCUGGCGCAACUUCAACUCCGCCAUAGCGCGCAUAACCAGCUCGAACCUAAUCGACUGCGGAUUUCUCAGUUCCCUGCGCGAAAUCCUUCCCGAACACCCGGAAUAUCCCAAUUUAGCGACCCGGCCCAUCGAUGGGCCGAAUAAGCUAGGCAAUUACAUGCUGGGAGCGGCGCAGUGGGUCAUGUGGCCCGAUGAAUGUCGGUAUGCGUACGAGCAGUGUAAGAAGCAUGAGAGGGUGUCGGGAUCCCGGGAGAUGUGGACUAUGGAACGUUGGAGGGAGUGGAAACGUCAGUUUGCGUUUGUGGCGGGGGAUGAGAGGUUUACGCCGAAGUAUCGGGAUGUCGCUGGACGAGCGUAUCAGCAGAUUGUGGUGGUUGAGGAGGAGGAUGUAGCGGCCAGGGGGGGUGGAGGUGUGAGUAUGUUGGGAUGA
Molecule: messenger RNA, 1017 nt
Organism: Aspergillus ibericus CBS 121593
Lineage: Eukaryota; Fungi; Ascomycota; Eurotiomycetes; Eurotiales; Aspergillaceae
Exons: 2
Coding region: 304-1017 (237 amino acids)
Source: RefSeq, a predicted model, not a curated record